Peniophora sp. CBMAI 1063 is the source of this 252-nucleotide messenger RNA. The record is from the annotation of a GenBank genome assembly. NCBI's taxonomy places the organism in Eukaryota, Fungi, Basidiomycota, Agaricomycetes, Russulales, Peniophoraceae.
AUGCACGCUCAUACCUCAGCGAAGAAGCAAGAAGAACGCGUCGCUGUGUUGCAGAAAGAGGUCGAAGAGUUGCAAAAGACGCUCGGGGACGAUGUAGACCCAGAUAAGAUUGUGUCUAAGCAUAUCAAACUUCUGCACCGCUAUAAUGAAGCCAAGGACGCGACGCAGAUUCUGAUCGGAAAGCUGGCUGGUCAUAAGCAAACGACCAUACGACAGGUGCACGAAGACCUCGGCCUCGAAGAUGACGACUAG